This is a messenger RNA of Nilaparvata lugens (brown planthopper), 3354 nucleotides long. RefSeq lists its product as uncharacterized. The transcript has 10 exons. The record is from RefSeq and is a predicted model, not a curated record. The coding region runs from base 16 to 3312 and encodes 1098 amino acids. NCBI's taxonomy places the organism in Eukaryota, Metazoa, Arthropoda, Insecta, Hemiptera, Delphacidae. Gene Ontology annotation, molecular function: nucleic acid binding.
GAUAUUUUGUCUUUAAUGCCGGCCAGCGACUGUUGGUAUAGGCGAUGGAGGAAUAGGUGGAGCAAUGUGGCAGAUAAUCAGGCACCAAUUAAUCCAACCGAAAUCAAACAGCCUCGAUGUGAAGAUGAAUUGUCGAACAUUAAAUAUUCAUCCACCAUGAAGAGAAUUUUAAAAACGAUCAAAGAUGAUAUAAAAACUGAGGUAACCACUAAGAAGCCUAAACUGGUUUCAGGCCACAAUUAUGAAACACAUAUACAAGUUUCAAGUUGUUGUGAUAGUAAUGAAAUUAAUAACGAUUGUAGUGGAAGCAAAGUAAUAGAAGAACCUGACAAGGAAGAGGUGAUAAACAGAAUAACAAAUAAUCAAUCUACAGUUCAAGAAAGUCCACUAAUUACUUCAUUUGCGGAAUACAGUGAUACUAGAGCACAGUCAAAUUCAUUGGAAUUGAAAAAUAGUUUACAACUAGAAAUAAGUCCUAAUAAUUAUACAACUAGUGUUUUGAAUGAGAUUGACUCUAGUCUAGGUCAGAUAAAUGACGUCUAUUGUUUUAAAACUCAGGAGAUUGCUUCAAUUUUCAAGACUGAUGAAAGUGUUGAAGGUGUAGGAGGAACAAACUGUGGAACAUCAGAAGGAGUAGAGGAAAUGAGUGAUAAAGCUUAUAUAGAUGGAAAUGAGAGAAAAGUUGGUGAUUCGAAAACAGAAAACAGUUUCAGCUGCUCUCUUAAUGGGCCAAUAAAUGCUUUUAGUUCUGAAAAUAUUCCGCUGCAAACUGUAUUGAGUGAUGAUAUUACUAACCAAAUUACAGCUUUGUCAAAUUAUGAGAGUUCCUGUGUCAAUGGUAAUGUUGAAAAUGCUAUACAAUUUGAAAGCUGUGCGGUUAUCCCUGAGUAUUCCGGUUUCCCUAAUUUUGCUGUAAACAUCCUUGAGGGAACUUCCCACAGUUGUGAUAAAUCUAAAAAAUUGGCCAUUGAGUUGGAGGAUACCCAAAACUUUGUUGAAAUGAUCAAUGAGUCAGUGUUUCCAAUAGCAUCCAACUUCGAGGAAUCAAUUAACAGAUCCAAUGAACUUGUCACUGAGUUGAAAAGUGUUGGUUUGGACUUGUGUGAAAAAGAUCAGGAUAGUUUGGAGUUGAUGAACAGUACUUUCAUUCGUCAUUCGGAAAAUAGUGUUAGUAGUGAUAAUUUUGACUCUUGUCUAAUGUCGGCUGAAUUUCAAAUCCCGGGAUUGUCGUUGGGUAGCGAUGAUAUCUUUGAAAACUAUCGGAAUAGUUUGUUUAUGGAAUCGAAUUAUAUGUUUUGUGAAAAUUGUGACGAUUUCCAUAUGAAUGAGGUUAAUGACUGUGAGCACAUCGAUAAUAAUUAUGAAGAAAAUGAAUCUUUCAAAAACUCGGAAACUGAUCAGCAAUCCAAGUCUGAAGAGAAGGAGAGAAUCGAUACCAAUAAUAAGGAAGAGGAGGUGUGUUCGAAGGAUGGAGAAGAUUUUAAUAAGCGAUUGAACCUUCCUGAAAGAAAUGUUCAAAGAAAACAAGGCGAAGGAAAAAUGAAAAAAGGCGAAAGAUAUUUGCCCAAAUUCAAGGCGAAAGUGGUGGCUUAUGCAAAGGCACAUACAAUAAGAGCAACUGUAUUGAAAUUCAAUGUGAGCAAGUGUUCAGUCAUUGAAUGGAUACGGGCCAAAUCGAGGGAAAACAAGAAGCAGAACUUUGAACCUUAUAAGGAAUUAAUAGCAGUUAACGUGGAAGAGGAUUUCAUCAAGUGGCUGAAAUCUAUACGAGAAUCCCAACUGCCCUUGAACCAGUCUAAAAUUAUUGAUAAGCUGGAAGAUUUGCUGAGACCUGAAGAAAAUACUGAAAAACACACUGAAAAAUGGCUUGAACACUAUCUAGAACGGUUGAAAAAUGUAAAAGAAACGUUGGAAUUUGAUCCAAAAGUGAAAAAUGAGAGAAUUUCGGGAAAAUAUGUCAAGUAUCCAUUGCCUUUUAAAAGGGAAGUUACACUCUAUGCUGAAAAGUUCAGUCAGAAGGCGGCUUCGAGGGACUUUUGUGUUUCACGAAGAAGGGUGUAUGAAUGGAUGCAGACUGUGAAGGGUAGACAGGGCGAGGAAAAAGAAUCACGAGGGUUGGAGAAGGAGAAACGGGACAGCUCCAGUUAUGUUGUUGAUGCCACUAUUGACCGGAAUAUUCUCGAAUGGUACAAAUCGCAGAGUGUGCCUCCUACUGAAAACCAGGUACGUGAAAUGGGCGUGAAACUGUACGCAGAUGAGGGCCACGACGUGAGCUGCUCUCACGGCUGGUGGCGUCGCUGGCGGCAACGACAUGACGUCACGAAGGCAGCCAAGUGUCUGUUGGCCUUGGACAGCCACAUCCUAGAAUGGCUGCUCGGUCAGCUGGACAGCCAUGUCAACGUCAGCCAUGCCCAACUCAUCCAAUAUGUCUCGAAGAUUGGCUCAACCAACGCUUUUUCAAAGGUUUCAAAUGGCUGGGCUUUACGAUUCUGUAAACGUUACCCGACACUAUUGCAGAGAACUCCUCAAUUUGAUACCAACUUACCACCAGCAAUGGAAAUGAAAGUGUUGUCAUUUCGAAAACGAAUUCAAGAGUUGAUUUCUAAAUUUGACCUGAAAGAAAAUGACAUCGGAACAAUUGAUGAAAUACCUAUACGCUUCACGGACAAAGGUGUGAGAGUGAAAGAGCAAUUGAUAAGGAAAUCUGGAUUUGAAAACUGUCAGGCAUCCCUUCUAGUAUCUUGCUUAGCAAGUGGCAGACUUCUACCUUCUAUAGUAAUUGUCAAAGGAAGUCUGCCAGAAGAUGUAACUCUGAGUAACGAAGAUGUUAAGGUUUUUGUGCGUGAAAACAGCUGCUUGGAUUCAGAAAUUCUCCAUUACUGGAUAAAUAAUAUUUGGUCAGUGUUACAAACAAAGAAAACUUCGAUUCUUGUGUCGAAUAAUUUCCAGCCGUAUAAAGAUGCAACAGCUAGCAAGGAACUGACAGCAAUAUCCUGCAAGCAUGAAUUCUUUCCACCCGGAUGCCUAUCCAAACUGCAACCAAUUCGAGUGGCUCUAUCAACCGCAUUCCAGGAUGGAGUGUAUGAUUUUUGGAAGAAGAGAGUGAAGACCACUUGGGGUGAUGAAAUAUCUUUCAUGGAUUUGCCUUCCCAUCACGAUAUAUUCGAUUGGACAACUCAGAUACAUCGAAAACUGGCUGCUACUUGUCAGGAGGAAAUCGAAUCAUCAUUCAGAAAAACACUUUUAGCUGAGAAUGGGGACAAAUGUCUGCAGAAUAAGAUAGAUCAAAGCGCUAAAGAUCAAAUAGAUUAGAAAGCUGUGGAGGUCUUUGAAUAAAUGCAAAAUUAUUCUAAA